ACUGCCGGGCCCGGGUGCUGGUGCUGCCGCUGGAGGAGGCUGUGUGGCGGCGGCGGGCUCGGAGCUGCGGGCAGCGGCGCGGAGCGGCUCUCGCCGAGAGAGGCUGGGCGGGCAGCGGCCGUGCGGCGGCCGGAAGACUGUGCCAAAGAAGACUUUUGCUCAGAUGACAUCACAUUUGGACUACUAAUGCUAUCCACCCACUCUACAAGGCACAAUGCAUUUCUAGGUAAUUUAAAAAAUGCAGAGUGAAGCCCAUUCUUUCAUUUGCAAAAAUAUUCUGGAAAAUUACUUGGAUGUUGUAUAUUGAAUGUCAGCAAAACUAGGUAGUUGUAUUGGAGGAAAAAUUGAAGGAUCCACUGUCAGACACCAGAAUUUUAGAAAAAAGUGAUACAGAUACACUGUACAGUGAAUACAUUUUAUUUUAAGAACAGUAAGCAAGGCAGAUAGAAACAGGAUAAAGAUGGGAGAAAAAAACCCCUGAUUUCAUGUAGCUUUAAAAUGUGGAAAGGAGCACGGUUCAAGGGAAGAAGCUGAAUAACUAAAAUGUAAUGGUGUAAAGAGACUGGAGGAUUGUGAUCACUUAUGCUGGUGUUGAGUUUUUUUAUGGAAAAAGUGCAUUUGUAAGUUCAGAAUUUAAUGCUUUUCUGCAGAGGAGGAUACAUCUAACUCCACAUUGUUCUUCAAAGGAACCAGGUUUCAUCCCUAAACCUCACACUUUAACAAGUCCCAAAGUGUAAAAGGCAAACGUACAAAUGUCUACCACAAGACUAAAGUGUGAUAUGUUAUGUUUUUUACCAUAAGCACCCAUAAAAUGAGCUCCAUUGCAGACAGAAAUGAUGGAAGCAUUUUUGAUGGGCUGGUGGAAGAAGAUGACAAAGAUAAAGCGAAAAGAGUGUCUAGAAACAAAUCUGAAAAGAAACGUCGAGAUCAGUUCAAUGUACUUAUCAAAGAGCUGGGUUCCAUGCUUCCAGGUAAUGCUCGGAAGAUGGAUAAAUCCACUGUACUGCAGAAGAGCAUUGACUUUUUACGGAAGCACAAAGAAAUUACUGCACAGUCAGAUGCCAGUGAGAUUCGACAGGACUGGAAACCAACAUUCCUUAGUAAUGAAGAGUUCACACAGUUAAUGUUAGAGGCUCUUGAUGGUUUUUUUUUAGCAAUUAUGACAGAUGGAAAUAUAAUAUAUGUGUCUGAAAGUAUAACUCCCUUACUUGAACAUUUGCCAUCUGAUCUUGUGGAUCAGAGUGUAUUUAAUUUUAUCCCAGAGGGGGAACAUUCAGAAAUUUAUAAAAUAUUGUCUUCUCAUCUGCUGGAAAGUGAUUCAUUGACACCAGAAUACUUAAAAUCAAAAAAUCAACUAGAAUUCUGUUGCCAUAUGCUGCGAGGAACAAUAGAUCCAAAAGAGCAACCUACAUACGAAUAUGUAAAAUUUAUAGGAAAUUUCAAGUGUUUGAAUAAUGUUCCCAACUCGGCGCACAAUGGUUUUGAAGGAACUAUUCAGCGAUCGCACCGGCCUUCAUAUGAAGACAAAGUUUGCUUUGUAGCCACAGUUAGAUUAGCUACACCUCAGUUUAUCAAGGAAAUGUGCACUGUUGAAGAACCCAAUGAAGAGUUCACAUCUAGACAUAGCUUAGAAUGGAAGUUCCUAUUCUUGGAUCACAGGGCACCUCCGAUAAUAGGUUAUCUUCCAUUUGAAGUUUUGGGAACAUCAGGCUAUGAUUAUUAUCAUGUGGAUGAUCUAGAUAAUCUGGCAAAAUGUCACGAGCAUUUAAUGCAAUAUGGGAAAGGGAAGUCAUGUUACUACAGAUUCCUUACAAAGGGACAACAAUGGAUUUGGCUGCAAACACAUUACUAUAUCACAUAUCAUCAGUGGAACUCCAGGCCAGAGUUUAUUGUCUGUACACACACUGUUGUAAGUUAUGCAGAAGUUAGAGCUGAAAGACGACGAGAACUUGGUAUUGAGGAGUCUCUUCCAGAGAUAACAGGAGAUAAAAGUCAGGACUCUGGGUCUGACAAUCACAUAAACACAGUGAGUCUCAAAGAAGCACUGGAAAGGUUUGAUACCAGUCCCACACCUUCUGCUUCCUCCAGGAGUUCAAGAAAAUCUUCACAUACUGCAGUAUCAGAUCAUUCAUCAACACCAACUAAAAUGACAGUGGACACUAGCACUCCUCCAAGGCAAAGCUUAUCUGGUCAUGAAAAGACUGCACAAAGAAGAUCAUCUCUGAGUAGUCAGUCUUUAAGCUCCCAGUCUCUUGGACAACCAGUAGCACAGCCAACAAUGUCUCAGCCUUCAACUUUACAGCUCCAGUCUGGUAUGUCCCAGCCUGUGUUUCAGUUUUCAGCUCAGUUAGGAGCUAUGCAGCACCUGAAGGACCAGCUAGAGCAAAGAACACGCAUGAUAGAGGCAAAUAUUCAUCGGCAGCAGGAAGAGUUGCGCAAGAUUCAAGAGCAGCUUCAAAUUGUUCACGGUCAAGGGCUCCAGAUGUUCUUGCAGCAGUCAGCUUCUGGACUCAACUUUGGUUCUGUGCAGCUUGCUUCUGGAAAUUCUUCGAAUGUUCAGCAGCUUACGCCGAUAAACAUGCAAGGUCAAGUUGUUCAGACUAAUCAGACUCAAAGCGGGAUGAGCACAGGCCACAUAAGUGCUCCACACAUGAUACAGCAACAGUCCUUGCAGAGUACUGCAACACAGCAUAAUCAACAAAAUGUACUUAGUGGACACACUCAACAGUCUUCUCUUGCCAGUCAGUCACAGAACACAGUCUCGGCACCUUUGUAUAACACUAUGGUGAUUUCUCAGCCAACAACAGGAAAUGUGGUCCAGGUUCCUUCUAGCUUACCACAGAACAAUAACCAGAAUGCUGCUGCAGUGACCACUUUUACACAGGAUAGACAAAUCAGAUUUUCUCAAGGUCAGCAACUUGUAACAAAACUUGUCACAGCCCCAGUAGCAUGUGGAGCGGUAAUGGUACCAAGUACUAUGUUUAUGGGACAGGUGGUGACAGCGUACCCCACUUUUGCUGCCCAACAGCAGCAGCCACAGACUUUGUCCAUAACACAGCAGCAGCAGCAAAGUCAGCAAGACCAGCAGCAGCAGCAGCUCACCACAGCUCAGCAACCAGCUCAGCAGCAGCUGACCCAGCACCCCCAACAGUUCCUACAGACAUCCAGGUUACUUCAUGGAAAUCAGUCAGCUCAGCUUAUCCUCUCUGCUGCUUUCCCACUACAGCAAAGCACUUUCACUCAGUCCCACCACCAGCAGCAUCAGUCGCAGCAGCAGCAGCAACUUGUGCGACACCGAACUGACAAGAUGACUGAUCCUUCCAAAGUUCAGCCACAGUAGUGUGGGGCUCUGCCUCUUUUUGAAGCAAACUACAAGGAGGGGGCUGCUCCACAAACAGUUGCACUGAGGCUACCGAGGUAGCAGCACAAAGGCUUUCUAACACCACAGUGUUGAGAUCUAACUUCUGGAAUCUGUUAGGAAAAGCCAGAAGAUGAUGAUGGGGACGCGGCCAACUUUGAUAGUUGCCCCAGUUUCUGUGUUCUAAAGGAUUUGCUGCCAUGUGUUAAUUUGUCCAGGUGAAAUCACAAAAUGUGACUGAAAUGCUGAAAAUAUUGGUAUUUUUAUCAAUCCUGUACAUUUUUAAAGUAUUGAAAUGGACAUGGAGCAAUUGUUUGAAUUAGCAGAAAAAAAUGCCAGGAAUAUAGUCCAAAAACCAUCUAAUUUUUUUCAGAUGAUUAUGGGACAGUAAAUAUUUUGAAAAUGUUGUGUGAAAUCCAGUUCUCUGUUGUACAGAUGCUGUAAAAUAUUGUGUAUAUGUCUGCAUAAAAGGAGAAAGAGCAAAAUAUUUUAUAUGAUGCAUGAAAAUGUAAUCUGUUAUUUGUAGGUUUGAAUAUGUUUCCCUAAAUUCUCACGCCAUACUCAGACUAAUGUUUUUCUCUGUUCUACCCUUUUGUUUACAACAUGAUGCAUCAUUGUUUUCACCCUUAAUGUGGGCACAAGUCUCUUGUUUGUGCUUUGUCUGUGAUGUCAAGGUUUGUUCGGUGAGGUAUAGUGUGUUGGUUAGUUGACUUCUCAAGGUUAAAUUAUUGAUGAAGCUGUUUGAACUGGUGAAUCAUGCAUCAGGGUUCAGGACAUUCAGAUUCAUAAAUAUCAUCCAUCAUUUCAUAAUUAAUUCAUCGUUUUGUUUGAAAAAUAGGAAUUUGCACUGCUUUCUUGCGGAUGGUUUGGAGUUUUAUUCCCCAAAGCUAUCUUUUGAUAUAGUUCAUAGUUGGAAAUAUUUAUGUAAAAGGUUUAAAAAAAAAAAUGACAGUAAUUUUCAAGAAUGUUUCAGUUAUAGGAGUAAUUUGCACAAAAAUAUAUUUACAUUUAAUAACCUUUUGGGCACUUUUUAACCACUUUCUCUGUGGUGAGAAUUGUAACUUGUUAAAAUAUGUUGGAAUCUUUUUAUUCUCCUUCAAAAAUUAGUCAGAACUAAUUCAGGGUCAUUUUAACAACAACAAAACCCAUAGUGCCUUGAUUUUAAUUCAGGUGAUAAUGUUGAACAUCUUGAAUUACAAUGUCUUGAAUCUGUAACCAUUUUCAAUUUUGAAGUCUUAGUACAUUGUCAACCAAACUUGUUUAUCUACUUCAUAGAUCUUUCUGUAUUGUGUUGAUUUUAAUAAUGGUCUGAGUUGAGACCAUGAGCAUUUUUGAGUGGUACUCCCCGUCAAACACUAGCCAGAAACACAGGAGUCUCUAAAAUCUCAAACCUUGAAAGUAAUACUCUUAAAAGAUAAAAAAUCUAGAAGUACAGAACUCGUUUUUGCAGGAGGAAGAAUAGUAAGCUGAUUUAUUUUGUUGCUUGUUGUUUUCUGGCUUUGUUUUGUUCUGUUUUGGUUUGUUUUUUCAAUAAUUUUCAUAGCAUUUAAAGUGUGUUUUGGGGGAGAUCAUGAUUGCAUUUAACACUACCAGGCUAUUGAUUUAGGAGAUAUCACUGAACUAAGACUUCAGAAGGCAACUUCACUUUAUCAAGAAAAUAAAAAGUUCCAACAGAUGUGCUAUUUUAAGUAAAUGUUCAGUAGGUUUUUAUGGUAACUGGUUUGUGGAAGCUAGAACUUCAGAGGAGAUUGAAUAAAGGCUGACAGAUCUGAUAAUUAAAACCAAAACCAGAAAAAAACAGUUAAAACUAGUACUAGAAAGAGAAAGCUAGGUUAAUCUGGAAUACUGAGGAGGAGCUGAAUGAAUGUAACCAAACGGUGAUGGACUAUUUUGUACUAUGAAGCAGUUUGAUUGUAUUACUGGAUGAACCAAACCCGCAGGAAGGUCAUACCAGUUUAGCUUAGCACUGGGUACAGUUGGUUACGCUGUGAGGCUAGCCUUUGGCUCUGCACGUGCCCCACCAUUAGAUCGUUGUUAUUCCCCGGUUAUAAAGCAAGAGUUUGGCACCAAAAAGCACGGUAGUGAACAAGGAAGGAGAGUGUGAGAAACACGGUACCAAAGAGAAUCAGAUUGCUUUCUGCUCCAAGAAGCGAAGCCUAUCGCGACCGGGAGCAAGGACCAGAUGCCAAUACCAAACAUAGCAAGGAACACUUCCCCUGUUUAAAGGGAUUUCUGGCAUUCUCUGGGCUGGAGUAAUCAUCAGAAACCUGUUUCUGUAAAGCUCUCUCUAAGUAAAUCCUGCCUGGCUCUCCUGUCCCUACCACGCCAUUCCACCAGUGUCUAAUUUAAGCUGCGUUGACGAGAGGUCUGUGCUAUCAGUGCUUUUGCUUAAUGGAAAAUAGGUUAGAUAAAAAAAAUUUUUAACCAGUUACAAUAAUAAUACAGCACUAAAAAAGAAAACUGGGAGAGCUUUAAUAGUGCUGCUAGAACUCUUGAAUAGUGGUAAAAUAGGUUUAUUAAGCUAUUAUACUGAGAAUUACAGGAAAUAGAGAUACCAGCCAGACGGUUAAUGAUGCAGCUUUUUAUAUAAAGCUUCGUUUAAACGUCUCUUCCCAUUCCCCCCUUCCCAGAUACUCUGGUGUGCUGCUAUAGGUCUGUUGGUAACAAGGCUAAACUAGGUGAGAGAGAAAUUAGAUGAUGACAAUAGCAUGGCUGCUGAAAGAGAACUAUAGAAACGUACGCUUUGAUCAAGAAGCUUUUUGUAACCUCAGAGAGAGGUCAUUCAAUUACAGAACUACCAGCUAGUAGAGAGAGUACAGAAGAUGGGGAAGUUCAAAGAAACUGGAAAAAUAUAGCAUGCAUUUGAAAACUCCUGCCACAAAUCAGGCAAACUUUUUACAAAAGCGACUAUGUAGAACUUGGUCCCAGAUUCUGUGCAAGUAUGCAGAUGCUUUGUUUCACAGCUAGUGACUAAAAAGUGUAUAUUUAAAGGGUCUGCAGCUUCCCCUGUUGCUGAAUCAAUUGCUGAACUGUCCUUGAGUUUUAGUGGGAAGAGGACCAGGCUAUUGCCUCUUUCUUAAUCAGCCUUUUGCUUCUGCCCGACUCAUUUACUACAGUCAUAGACUUAUGUGCAACACCCUAAUAAAUAGCACGAUAACGAACGCUGUGAUGCUGCAGGUUCUGGAGCGUAAACGUUAAAGAAUGACUCUGACAGAAGGGAAGGAGUCUGUUAAGGAGAGGGUGGUAUUUAUGGAGAAAUGGGCUGGUGGUACAUAAUGGAGUGAAAAAGAUGGCAUAGCUGCAUGGAGUUCAGGAGACAGACAUUGUUUGCCUGCAGUGGGUGAGGAUUUGAAGAAAAGCUUCUAGGAUAACUUCAGAGAAAAAGAAUAUAGCUAUUUUUAUAUUAUAUUUAAUAUAUAUUAUAUUUGUAUAUAAAUAUGAAAGGAUUCUAGUAGGAGCUCUCCAUAUGCCUUCCAUUUCAUCUAGAAGGUUUACCUUCUGCACUACGGUUCCAGUGUGUCACCACCUUCUGUGGGCAUCUUGCCUACUGCCAAACACCAAAAUUAGUAACCCAGUAUCCUUACAAGAGAUAGGUUUCAUUUCAGCUUUAUCUAAAAAUGAAUAAAAUAAAGCUACAUCAGGCAGUUUUUCACAGAAAAAGAAAUUCUCUUAAGACUCAAAUAGCACUUUCUCUUUUUUUUUUUUUUUUUUUUGAGUAAUAACAAGCACUUUACUGAAAAGACUAUUUGAAAACAGUUUAUUUCUUUAGUCAGUGAAACUGUUAAAAAGGAGGAGGCAUCGAGGAAUAACAUGCAUAAAACUGUCAAGAGAAACAUUUCUGGAAAAUGUUUCUUUAAUAUGGUGAUCCUUUGAGGCUCAAAGUGCAAGAUUAAAAAGGCUUCUAAAACCGUUUGGCUUUGUGUUUUAUAUGGCCAGGGGAAGGGAUUAAGGAUGACAGCUUCCUUGGAAGGAGACUUUUUAAGUUGCACAGCUGCCUAUGAGAGAGAAUCAUCUGGAGGCUUAUUUGCCUGCUCAAUAAUUCUAAGUGUCCCUUAGGAUUAUAAUUUGUGUGAAGAUGUUCUGAAGGUUUAAAGAUGUGGCCUUUUUCAAAUGUUGAAGUCGAUUCAAGAACCAUUUAUAUUUUCAGAGAUUUAACCCAGGUAUUGUUAUGAGUGUUUUAAAAGUUGUGGCAUCGGGAGAUGUCAAACAUGUCGGAUUCAUAAUAUUUAAAAUUAUUAUCAAAAUGAGAUGUACAGUCAGAGGGCUGGAAAAAUGGUUAUUUUGGUUAAAAGGGAAAAGAGACUAGUUUUAAUAAUUAACCUUUUAUUUUUUUACUUAUCCCUGGUGGAAAAAGUUGAAGAGAAUUAAAUGAAUUGGAUUUAAAGACGACGUAUUUAAACAAAUCAUAGUAGAUGAGACAACUGUGAGAGGACAUUUGAAAUUGUCGUGGUUGUCCAUGAGACUGGAUAGUUGCUUUUUCACUAUCAUGAUUUUUAACACUACAUUCCUUGUCUUUUUUUUUUUUCUUUUUUUUUAAAAAACAGGUGAUUUUAAGCUCUGCUAUGCUUCAUGCUGUGUCAUCUGCAUGAAUUUUGCCAGCAUAAUAUGCUAUAUUCAAAGAAAUUGUACCUAAAUAAAAAGGAAGGGGGGGGGAAGGGGAAACAGCCAACCAAACACAAAAUCACUGUGUCUGAACAAAAUACUGUAUGGCCUAAUACAGAGACCCCAGCUAAGACUGAGAGAUGCUGCAUUAAUAGACAAUCAAUGGGUAAUUAUUUAUGAAACACUUUUGGGAAUGGUCUUAGAGAUGUUACUGCUUUGAAAGCAGUUGGUGAGUUGUCUUUUUUAAACAAGAAAGGUAAAAAUUAUUUAUUUUCAAAUAUAUCAGAUUGAAUUUUGAGUUUUUAAGCAGUGUUGAUUUCACAGUGUCUUGGGUUUCAGUUUUGUAUUUUUUUAACUGGCAUUAGAUUUGUAUACAUAAAACAAGCAAAAACCCUAGUGCCGCUCAUAUUGACGUCAGGAAAUGUAGAUACAGUUCCCUGGUGUUCAUGUGACCAUUACUAACUGUCAAUUUUUUAACUGAAUAAAUGUAACUCAUUUAAAA
Tyto alba (common barn owl) is the source of this 8462-nucleotide messenger RNA. RefSeq names its product clock circadian regulator (gene CLOCK). The coding region runs from base 785 to 3340 and encodes 851 amino acids. NCBI's taxonomy places the organism in Eukaryota, Metazoa, Chordata, Aves, Strigiformes, Tytonidae. Gene Ontology annotation, molecular function: E-box binding; protein dimerization activity; DNA-binding transcription factor activity, RNA polymerase II-specific. Gene Ontology annotation, biological process: regulation of transcription by RNA polymerase II; circadian regulation of gene expression. Gene Ontology annotation, cellular component: nucleus; CLOCK-BMAL transcription complex; cytoplasm. The record is from RefSeq and is a predicted model, not a curated record. The transcript has 26 exons.